Molecule: messenger RNA, 1632 nt
Organism: Sorex fumeus (smoky shrew)
Lineage: Eukaryota; Metazoa; Chordata; Mammalia; Eulipotyphla; Soricidae
Product: butyrophilin-like protein 1
Exons: 9
Coding region: 1-1632 (543 amino acids)
Biological process (GO): regulation of cytokine production; T cell receptor signaling pathway
Cellular component (GO): external side of plasma membrane
Molecular function (GO): signaling receptor binding
Source: RefSeq, a predicted model, not a curated record
AUGGAGCAGUGCUCACCCUGCUCUGUGCUCUGUCUGUUGACCAUCCUGCUUCUUCUGCAGCUGCCCACCGCUGGGUCUGUAGAGGAGUUCCUGGUGAUUGGCCCCUCGGAUCCUAUUAUUGCCGUGGUGGGAAGCGACAUCACACUGCCCUGUCGUGUGUCCCCGGUCAUGAAUGUUGAGAACAUGGAGCUGAGGUGGUUCCGCUCCAAGUUCUCCGAAGCUGUGUUCAUCUACCAAGACCAUCAGGAGGAGACUGAGGAGCAGAUGGCCCAGUACAUGGGGCGGACCUCACUGGAGAUGGACCUCCUUUCCCAGGGGCAGGCUGCCGUGCAUAUCCACAAGGUCCAGGCUGCAGACAAUGGACAGUACACUUGCUUCUUCAGAAAGGGAAACUUCUAUGAGGAGGCUAGUUUGGAGCUGAAGGUGGCAGGUGUGGGCUCUGCCCCUCAAGUGCACAUCACAGGGCCCGAGGAGGACGGGGUCCGCGUGGUGUGCAGGGCGACAGGCUGGUUCCCCAAGCCCCAAGUGAAGUGGAAAGACUCCAGCGGGGGGAAGUUUCUGGCCUUCUCAGAGACCAAGUCCCAGGACGCUGAGGGGCUGUUCAGCGUGGAGGCAGCGCUGGUGGUGAGAGACAGCGCAGUGGGGAAUGUGACUUGUUCCAUCCUCAACACCAUCCUGAACCAGGAGAAGGCCAUGGCCAUUUUCAUCCCAGAGCCCUUCUUUGCGAAGACCUCUCCAUGGAAGCUGGCCUAUGUUGUGUGUGUGACCUUGCUGACGUUCUUGGUCCUUGGCGCUGCCUAUUACACCUGGAGAGAACGUUCCAUAAAGGUGCAGGAGAGGCAGAAACAAGAGAAGCUGCACCAGGAUAGGAAGGAGGAUGAGCAGGCAAAGCAGGCUUCGCUGAAGGCCAUAGGUGAAUUGCAGGCAAAUUUAAACCAGAGGAAGACUAAGUACUUGGCUGCCUGGAGGAAGGCCCGGAUGUAUGCAGAUUGGCGCAAGGACAUAUUCCAGACCUGGUCUAUCACUCUGGAUCCAGCUUCUGCCAGUCCUGGAAUUGUCAUCUCUCACAAGAAUACAAGUCUGACCUUGAAGGACACUGAUUCAACAUUAGACACACAGAGCAUCUUAGGCCUUAAGGUCAUCACAUCAGGGAAAUGCUGCUGGGAGGUGGAAAUCAGCAAUGGAAACAGAAGCUUUUGGGCUCUGGGGGUCUGUAGAGAAGAUGUGAAAAGGACAGUCUGGUACCAAGAGUCUCCACUCAAAGGGUUCUGGGUUGUGGGGAAUACUGAACAAGGAAUUCAUGCUUUUACUAAUAGUCCUUUGUCUCCUCUGUCCCUUCGUCAGUUUCCCCACAGACUGGGGGUUUUCCUGGACCCUGAAGAAGGGGAUAUCUCCUUCUAUAACAUGACUGAUGGCUCCCACAUUUACUCCUUCUCUCAUGUUUCUUUCUCUGGGACCCUCUUUCCGUACUUUAGGAUUCAGUCAGGAGCUGUGUCCCUGUCCAUCUGCUCCGUGGUGAGUGGGCCUGAGCCCCCUGUUAAGAGUUUUUCUUUCUCUCAGGAGGAGCCUGUGAGCUCAGACUCUGGUGUUGAUGGUGCUCCCCCAGGGCCCAAAUCUCCAUUACUCCACUGA